AUGGCCACCAUUUUCCAAGGCUUAGGAGGAGGAGCUGCUACUGCUACAGCUUUAACCAAUUCCUUUGAUUCAAAGAAAUUGCUUCUGCCUUCCUCUCGCAGAUCCCUCUCAGAGAGGAAAGCUAGCUUUUUGGUGGUGAGAUCUGAUGGCAGCGUCAAUCUGAAUCUUGGGAGUUCUAAUGCUAGAGCUCGCAGGGUUAAUCAAUUGAUUACAAAUGCAGUUGCUACAAAAGCUGAUAGUUCUGCUGCUUCCGCUGCAUCGAAACCCGGGCAUGAACUACUACUUUAUGAGGCCCUCCGAGAAGGUAUUGAAGAGGAAAUGGACAGAGAUCCACAUGUCUGUGUGAUGGGUGAAGACGUGGGUCAUUAUGGAGGUUCUUACAAGGUGACCAGGGGCCUGGCUGAUAAGUAUGGGGAUCUCAGAGUUCUUGACACCCCUAUUGCUGAGAACUCCUUCACUGGUAUGGGCAUCGGAGCUGCCAUGACUGGCUUGAGGCCAAUUGUUGAGGGUAUGAACAUGGGAUUUCUUCUUCUAGCCUUCAACCAGAUCUCAAACAAUUGUGGCAUGCUCCACUAUACAUCCGGUGGCCAGUUUACCAUACCAAUUGUCAUUCGUGGGCCUGGGGGAGUUGGCCGACAACUUGGAGCUGAGCAUUCACAACGCCUCGAGUCAUAUUUUCAAUCAAUCCCUGGAAUCCAAAUGGUUGCAUGUUCAACCCCAUACAAUGCCAAGGGCUUGAUGAAAGCUGCAAUCCGAAGUGAGAACCCUGUCAUACUUUUUGAGCAUGUCUUGCUUUACAACCUCAAGGAGAGAAUCCCAGAUGAAGAAUACAUUUGCAAUCUCGAGGAAGCUGAGAUGGUUAGGCCUGGGGAGCAUGUCACUAUCUUAACCUACUCCCGGAUGAGAUAUCACGUGAUGCAGGCUGCCAAAACUUUAGUGAACAAGGGAUAUGAUCCCGAAGUAAUUGAUAUCAGAUCAUUGAAACCGUUUGAUCUUCACACAAUUGGAAAUUCUGUGAAGAAGACACAUCGUGUUUUGAUUGUGGAGGAGUGCAUGAGAACUGGUGGUAUUGGUGCUAGCUUGACUGCUGCUAUCACUGAAAAUUUCCAUGACUAUUUGGAUGCUCCAAUUGUGUGCUUGUCUUCACAAGAUGUGCCGACCCCUUAUGCUGGGACAUUGGAGGAAUGGACAGUGGUUCAACCUGCCCAGAUUGUGACAGCAGUUGAGCAUUUGUGCCAGUAG
Molecule: messenger RNA, 1242 nt
Organism: Dovyalis caffra
Lineage: Eukaryota; Viridiplantae; Streptophyta; Magnoliopsida; Malpighiales; Salicaceae
Source: the annotation of a GenBank genome assembly